Lottia gigantea (owl limpet) is the source of this 942-nucleotide messenger RNA. RefSeq lists its product as hypothetical. Bases 1 to 942 code for a protein of 313 amino acids. NCBI's taxonomy places the organism in Eukaryota, Metazoa, Mollusca, Gastropoda, Lottiidae. The transcript has 2 exons. The record is from RefSeq and is a predicted model, not a curated record. Gene Ontology annotation, molecular function: hydrolase activity.
AUGAAGUUGAGUUGUAGAAGAAUAAUGAGUGAAAUAAGAAGAGUAUUUGCUAUAUCAGAUCUACAUGUAGAUUAUCUUGAUAACAGAGAAUUUAUCAAAACAUGGACUCAUCUACAUUAUCAUAAUGAUGUGUUGAUAGUAGCUGGUGAUGUCACUGACUCUAUCAGUUUAUUAAAAGAAACAUUCCAACAACUGAAGAAGAUGUUUUAUAAAGUUUUUUAUGUCACAGGAAACCAUGAAUUAUGGAUAAAGCGACCUGAAGAAUGUAAAAAUUCUAUUGUUAAAUUUCAUGAAAUUCUAAAGCUUUGCGAUUCAAUGGGAAUUUUAACUAAGGCAGAAAAAAUACAAAUGAAUGAAAAAGAGUCAUUAUGGAUUUGUCCAGUAUUUUCUUGGUAUUCUGAUCAAGAUGAUGAUUUAGCCAAUUCUUUGUACAUGACAGCAACCAACCAAAAAGCAGAUGAAAAUGCAAGAAAUCUAUGGAUGGACAACCAUUUGUGUAUCUGGCCAGAACUGGAUACGACAAAAUCGGAAUAUUUUCAAAAUUUCAAUAAGAAAAAUUUACCAGAUUCUUUCGACGGACCAGUUAUAACAUUUAGCCAUUUUCUACCAAGAAAGGAUUUAAUAUUUGCAAAUGAAAUAGAGAAAAAAGAAUUAAAAUCAGAACAAGAAAGACUAGGAAAGGACACAAGUGAUGGAGAAAGAACGAAAGUAUUGUUUAAUUUCUCAAUGUAUGCUGGAUGUCAGAGAAUUGAAAAACAAAUACGACAAAUUAAACCUAUCAUACAUGUUUAUGGACAUCAACACCGACAGCGUGAUCGCGAUAUUGAUGGUAUACAUUAUGUUUCACAUUGUCUAGGUUAUAAACGUGAGAGAGAUGCAGGCUUUAUGUGGGGUAUUCAUCAAUGGAAAGGACCAAAAAAGAUCUGGCCACAGUCUAAAUAG